AUGAAAAAAUAACUAUAGUUGUUAGAGCAAUCAAAGAAUUAAAGUCAAAGUCCGAAUCUGCUUCACGCUGCUAAAAACUAACAAUCUACCAAACAGUCUAAGAAUUUCAAUCCCUCUCUUGGGAAACAGCCGAUGUCCCUCGACUUUUAUGAAAAAAAUCUCACCGAUAUUAAAGAUAUUUUGAUAUCAUCAGCUAGAGAUGAGCAAAUUUAAUAUAAACAAAGAGACAACAAACAUAGAAAGCAAGCUUAAUAAUUCUAAAAGUAGCAAGGGUCUAAACCCAUGAUAUUAAGUAAGGCUGGCGAAUAUGACACAAGUCUUAUUGAUAUGUCUAGAGAUGAUGGAGAUUUCAUAAGAACUCAAGGGAAUAUGACUAAAUUAUAAAUGCUAAAAUGUGAACUUAUUGAUGAGGAAAAGUAAAGCAACGGAUAUACAGUUUAAUGUAAAAAGGAAAAGGAUUAGACAGGAACAAGUAGUAAUUGCCGUAAUUUGAUUUAAUAGUCGCGAAACCAAAAUUUGGAGUAGAGGUAUAGUGAGAUGAAUACCACAUAACAGAUGGCUUAUACACUUAACAAUAACAGCUUCAAUUAAGAGGAACCUUUAUUGCAACUAUUUCCUCUUCAAAGUCUUGAUAACAAUCAAAUGCACUCUCCGCAACAGCAAAUUUUUCAGUUUUUUUCUCCAUCAAAACUUUUAGCAAAUAAUAAAAUUGAUAAGAGAAAUACUUAAAAUUUUAUGGAAUUUAAGAAAAGCUUUUAAAAAAACAGUAAAACUUAAAGAGAAGAAGUCAACGAUAAUGAGGAAGAAUUGAUUAUAAUAAACGAUUAAACUCACAAAAAUUCUGAAAAAAUAUACAGGAACCACUUAGAUGCACCAAUAAUUUAAUCUGUUCAAUAAUCUAAAAAGAUAUUGGUUAUAGAUACUAUUGAAAACCCAGAGACUAUAGCUCAUCUUUAAGAGAAUCUAAAUUCUAAGCUGUAUAAAAAUGAGACUGACGAUUUCUAUAUGUCUACUGAUAGAUAAGGAGGACCUCUACUUAAAAAUGAUCUGGUACGAGAUGUUCUCCGAUAAUCUAAAAAUGAAUUCAGUUCUGCUGCUUAACUUAGUGAAAUUCAAUCAUAGGGAGAUUUACUUUAGCCAAACUCGCUAUCUAGUCUAAAACAAUCUUAGAUUUAGACCAAGAAAAACUCGCCUCAUAGAAGACCAGCAUCAUAAAACAAAGAAAGAAGCUCUUUCAAGAAAAAGCAUAAUCUACUCAGAAAUGAAUCAAAUAAUUCUUCUGAAUUUGAAGAAAAUGCUGGUGUGACUAGUGGUUAUGAGAAAAACUAUUAAUAGAAGAGAUUUUUGAAAAAAGGAGAGGAUUAUGAUUCCUAAAAGCCUAGUUCGGAAUAAUAGAAACAGGAUAGACUAUAGGCUGUGAGCUCAAUGGAUAGUUAAUAUGAUCUGGUGACUCUCUAAAAUAUAUAGCCAUUCACCAAAAAUAAAAACGUACUAUUAGAGCUUAAUUUAAGACUUGUGAAUAUGAAAGAUGUUGACCCUUAGCUUUUCAAAUCAAAUAGAUAUUUGAAAUACAUUGAUUUAAGAAACAAUAGACUAAAGGAAAUCCCUGAAGAAAUUGGAUAGCUAUAAAAUCUCUGGAAGCUUAGAAUAGAUUACAAUUACUUAACAUAAUUACCUAAAAGUCUAAGCUAACUUGCAAGACUUGAAUAUUUCUCAGCAUCUUAAAAUAAACUUACAUAUCUACCUGAUAACUUGUUUCAUGCUAGCUCUUAGAUAUCUGUAUUGAUAUUAAAUGAUAAUAAAUUACGAGAUCUUUAAAAUUCAAUCAACCAUUUGCAAAACCUAAAUGUUCUACUUCUCCAUAAUAACCACCUUACUGAGCUUCCUUUUUCCUUAUGCAAUCUUAAAGAGAUUGCAGAGUUUAGCUUAGAUUGGCUAGCUUAUAAGGAUAUUAUUAAAACUUCGAACCGCCAUUUGAAAGGUACCAAUGCUAGGUAGACAAUAACAGAUUUUUAGAUGUUUCUAAGAGCCUUUUAACUUGUUGCAUAACUUAACAAACUACCAAUAGAUAAAGUGCAUUUCACUCAUUUCUUAAUGUACUUUCAUCGCUUAACUAUUGCAUCAGAUAUCUAAAAUAUACUAUAUACACAAAAAAGAAGAACAAUAUUUCACCUAAUGGCACUUAAUGGACAAACUUAUCUAUUCUAGGAUAUUAUAGAAAACUUUUCUGAUUUGUAUUUGGACAUUAAUAAAACUGACAGUGAUGAGUCAACUCCAUUUGUGCUUGCUAUCAGAAAUAAGAGAAAAGAAUUUGUGAAAUAUUUGUUGACUCUGCCUUUGACAAACAUCAACAGACCAAGUCAAAAAUAUGGUCAUCCUUUACAUCUAGCUAUCAAAAGUCAUGAAUUUAAGCUGGCGUUAAGAUUGCUAAAAGGUUGCUAGAUGAUUCAUCAAAGACACCUCGAUGUCAAUAAUGUUAGUGAAGAUGGGAAUAACUCAAUGCAUUACUUAUUCUCAAAUUUCUAUAUUUAACCUGAGAUAUGCACUGAAAUAGCUAAACAACUUAUCAAACGAGGCAUCAACAUUAAUUUAAAGAAUAAAAAUGGCUAUUCACCUCUUCAAAUCGCUAUAAUAGGUGGCUAAAAUGCAGCUUUACAAUUUGCAAUUGAUUUCAAUAAAGCUUAGAGAAAGAACGAAAAAGACACUUAAAUCUUCAAUUUCAACCAAAAGGGUGGGAAAUUGAACUAAAAUUGCUUAUAUCUGAGUAUAUAGCAAAAUAAUAUAAGAGUCAUAUCCACUAUAUUGAACAGUGAUGAAGUUAUGGAUUUCUUGGCGGUUGAUGAUGAGGGAAGAUUUCCAAAGGAUAUAUGCCCUUAUAAUUCGCCAGUUUAUAAGCUUUUGUGCUAAUAUGAGAAAAGAAUUCACAGAAAGUUAUAUGAUCUUAUUCAAAGUGAGAGUCAUAACGCAGAUAGCAAUGGACAAUAUUAGGAGACCAAGCCAGAAGUUGUCUAGUAUUUCUUAAAUAAGAGAAACUAUGAAAGUCCCUAGAAAAUUAGAAAGAAAAUUUUAGAGAAAGCCUAGCAAUAAUAAGAUAAAACAGCUAAAAAGAGAAAAAGCUUCAUUAGAGGUAAAUCUUAGAUCAAUGCAAAUAAGUUAAAUGAAAAUGAUAAUUUUUAGCAAAGCAAAAAUAACAAUGAAAGCAAACAAGGGCAUCACAGGUUAUUUUCAGCAAAUUAAAAAGGAUCAACAGAUAAGAUCAAUCUAGUAUAGGACUUGGAAUCAUCUGAGGAUGAAUAGGAAGAUGAUAAUAUGAACUUCAAUGGCAACUCCCCGAAUUCUGGAGGCUUGAUGAGUGUUAAUUUCAGUAUGGUUUCAAGUAGAUAAAAAUAGCAGGUAAAACCCUCAAUUACUCCUUUAAUGCAAAAAGAGUUAAGUAUCGAUGUCUUAAUGAAAGCUGAGAGUAAGUAUGAAUUUCAAAUUCCAACCAUUUCAAGUAAAGCUCAGCUUUAAAGAAAAGGAAGUAUCACCUCUUCAGAUGAAAGCUAAGCUUCUAAAACAGUCGAUAUUGGAAUGAGAGACAGUGAUGAAUUAAAAACUCAUAGAGAUAAUGACUAUGGCUUCACAAUAUAAUAUUAGCAAGUAACUUAGUCUACUAAACAAAGAGUUUUUGCUUCAAAAAAUAAGAUCUAGAACAUUAAGGAUAAAUAAGAGAGCAUAGUUAAAGAAAAAUUUGAGGAUGAUGAAGAUGAUGCAAAUGUUCCAGAAGAAGAAGGAUCAGGCGAGAAUGAACUAUAAAAACCUUAAACAAGGCUUUUCACAAAAAGUCCAUCUUAAAAGGCAUUCUUUCUAAAUGAAAAUUUCUAAGAUCCAGAUAUGAUUUUACUGGCUAAAAAUAUCCUAGAUGAAGUCAGCAAGAGUCAAAUUAAGUAUCAGCCUCACCACCUCAGCAACAUUAAUCAUUUGCAACUGCAUGGAUACCCUACAAUCCCUACUCAAGAAAUGAUUAAUAUGACAAGUUAGGUGCAGCUAUAAAAUUAAUCAAUGAGUGCUUUUCCAGAAUACAAUGUGCAGUUAAGUGACGCUAGUUAUAUUUAUCAGGUUUAGGACGACUCUAUAGGGAUUCAAGCGCCAUUUGACCCAUCCAAAAACAUCAAGAUAGGUGUUGGUCUUCUAAAAUCAGCCAAUCAUAAAUUCAAUGAUAUCACUUAAAUUCCAGUUAAAAAUGACUACCAAAUCUAUGAAGAGUUCUAUUACUUACUUGCCUCUAGCAAUUAUACUCAAUGCAUGCAGUUCUUACUGGCAAAUAUUGAGAAUGGGAUUAUUCUUUCUAGAUACUUUAUAGAUUUUGUGUAUAUACUAUCUUUACAGCUUAAGAUAAAAAUGAUACAAUAGUUAAUGUUCGAAAAACCUGAAACUGAUCAGAAUGAAAAAAGAAUAAGCAAAAACCUUUAUGAGCUAUUCAUGUUUGAGUUGAUAAAUAAUCAUGAGGUUAAAAUCUACGAUAGUCUUUAAAAAUAUUCAUGUGUAACUUUAAGACCAAGUUCGAAAUAAAUUAUGAUUCUAGAUUAAAAAUCUUCUGAAAAGAUGAAGACUGUUUAUGUUGAUGGUCCAAUCUUAAAAGUAUAACUUAAAAAGUCACCAUCCUUAGUAAUUAAUGAAAAUAUUGAAUUCAAACAGCAAGAAGUUGCAACUAAUAGAAGUAACGCAAGUUAAAGUAAUAAUAAGGAUGUAGGGUCUACUACUCAAUCAAUCAAUAAAGGACUAACCCCAAAGCCUCCUCUUUUUGACAUCAAAUAGAUGAUUUAAGGUAGAAAGAGCUUAGACUUUGAGAAGAAUUCUAAAACUCAAUAGUCAAUCAAAGGCUAGGAAUUUCUCAAGCAAAUUAAAAAGCCUCUUUUCGAUAGAGAAUAAGAGAGAAUGAAGGAAUCAAAUGAUAGUUUUAGCAGAAAAACGUCACUAGUUAAUAAUUCAUCUUAAAAUAUCAGCAAGAAAAAUAGUGUUACUUAAUUCUAAUAAAAUUAUCAGGCUCUAUUUAAAAAUAGUACAACUCAGAUGACUUAAAACAAGGUAUUUUCAAUUCAUGCUCUUAAUUCGAACUCCUACAGAAAAAUUCAACAGAAAGGAGCUGGAUAAAAAAUAGUAAUGAUUGAGAAAAAUAAAAAGCAUUUAAAGCAGCUUGAUAUUAAAAAGACCCCCGUCAAUGAUAAUAGGAACAAAUCUGCAUUUAGCCAGAACAAGGUCAAGAAAUAUCUUGCUACACCGGCAAACAGAAAGACUACUGCAACUGCAAUAAAGUAGAUAGAUAGUCGAAUGAAAUUGGUUGAUUAUUAGAUAAAUAGCCAAAGAGACUCCAAUUACUAUAAAUUGGCAAAUUUCAGUGCACCCGGCAAGUAAAGAAAGAGUAAUAACUCAAAUAUCUAAAGUAGAAACUCAUCAAAUAAGAUUUUUAUGACUGAUGAAUCAAUGGGUAGAAAUAGUGUUAAGCAUAGUCAGCAAAAAGAGGAAGAUAUUUACACUGAAACCAAAUUUUAGCUAUCUGAAAAGGUUAAGAGAAGAGACCAGCAAAUAAAUCCAGUAUUCAGAGAUUCUAAACUUCAAAUUCAACUUUUUAGCUAAGAUGAAGAUGCAGAUUUCUGUCAUGAAACACUUAGAUUAAGGGAGCAUCUAGAUGUGCUCAAGGACAGUCAUAUUAAUAAAAUGGAUAAGGUGCAUGAAUCAGCAAUCAAGAGAAAAUAAAUGUUUAGUUCUCAUAAUUACCCAUUUGACUAAAAGAAAAGUAUUACUAGUUAAAGCAUAGAUAAGAAUAAAUAUAACAGUAGCAAAAAUAAAAUCUAAAAUUAAGUUGAUAAUAAUAUCACGGAUUCUAGUGACUCGCACUUGGAGAAAAAAAUCAAGAGUCUGUAUAGAAACUCUGAAUAGCAUAAACCAAAGCCAUCCAAUGUAGAGAGCUAAUUAGCUCAAGCCUUAACCACCAAGAAUUAGACUACUAGAACUAUGCCUUACUAGCAAGAUAAACUAUGGAAUAGAAAUACCAAUAUGACAUCAAAGAACAAGAAUAAUAACAUGCUCUAUGGAAAUGAUGACCUUUGA
Molecule: messenger RNA, 6090 nt
Organism: Stylonychia lemnae
Lineage: Eukaryota; Ciliophora; Spirotrichea; Sporadotrichida; Oxytrichidae
Source: the annotation of a GenBank genome assembly